CCUGUGCUUGGGAGCAGGUACCGUAGCCAUCCAUGGCUUGGGGUCACUGUGUGAUCUUGCUACUAGUCGUAGCGGCCACUCUGGGGCCAGGACUGGGCCAGCAGACUCGGGCCAGGCCGGGGCCCCUGGGCCUGCAGCACAAUCACACCUGCGGGGCCCAGGGCAUGCAGCUACAUGUGGUCCCCAAACCAGGCCGGGCAGUCCACAUCAAGGUGGUGGAUGAAUUUGGAAAUCGGUUUGACGUGAACAACUGCUCCAUCUGCUACCACUGGCUCACCUCCCAGCCCCAGGGGGCUGUGGUCUUCUCUGCUGACUACAAAGGCUGUCAUGUGCUGGAGAAGGACGGGCAUUUCCACCUGAGGGUGGUGGUAGAGGCGCUGCUACCCGACGGCCGUGUGGAGGCAGCACAAGAUACCACCUUCAUCUGUCCGAAGCCCCGAAGCCCCUGGGCUCCAGCCACCCACCUGGUGCCCAUCACCUGGGUUUCUUCGUACUCCACCCCCACUGUCCGGUGCUUCCGAGAUGGCCACCUCCUCCUGGUGGUAUCCCAAGAAACUGCCUUGGCACACAGAAUCACACUAGCCAACACCCACCUGGCCCAUGCACCCACCAGCUGUCCCCCGGCCCAGAAGACAGAUGCUUUUGUGGUCUUCCGGUUCCCCCUCACCCACUGCGGCACCACUGCCCAGGUGGUUGGCAGCCAGCUCAUCUAUGAGAACCAGCUUGUGUCUGGCCUCGAAGUUCAGAGGGGGCCCCGGGGCUCUGUCACGUGGGACAGCACCUUCCAGCUCCACGUCCGCUGUAUCUUCAAUGUCAGCAACUACUUGCCUGUCCAGGCAUCUGUCUUCCGGGCUCCGCCACCUGGCCCUGUGACCCAGGCUGGUCCCCUACGGCUCGAGCUCCGGAUCGCCAAGGAUGAGACAUUCAGCUCCUUCUACGAGGAGGAAGACUACCCCAUCUGGAAGCUGCUCCGGCAGCCACUGCAUGUGGAGGUCCGGCUCCUGCAGAGGGCGGACCCUGGCCUGGUCUUGGUGCUGCACCAGUGCUGGGCCUCGCCCAGCACCAACCCCUUCCAGCAACCACAGUGGCCUGUCCUGUCAGACGGAUGUCCUUUCAACGGGGACGGCUACAGAACCGAGAUGGUGGCCCUGGAAAAGGCACUGCCCCUACCUUCUCACCGCCAGCGCUUCACGGUGACCACGUUUGCUUUCCUGGACAAGGGCUCCCGCAGGGCCCUCAGGGGACCGGUCUACUUCUUCUGCAGCGCAUCUGCCUGCCACCCCUCAGGGCUGGAUACCUGCUCCCGGACCUGUACCCCUGGGUCUCCCAGACAACGGCGACAGUCCUCAGGUGACCACAGGGGCCCUGCUGGGCCUUGGGACAUCGUGAGUUCUCCAGGGCCAGUAGGCUUUGAGGAUGUUAGUGGGCAGGAGCCUACCGUGGGAGCCACAGGCUCCCCCAGGGACUCCAGCUCCAGGCUUCUCCUCUGGGUGCCUCUCAUGCUGCUGGCCCUUGUGCUGGUUGUCGGGGCUGGAGUCCUCCCAGGCCUGCAUCGGACCUGGGCUCCGCAGCAACAGGAAGGCUGCAAAGCAUGAAUGGGCUCAAUAAAGCAUUGUUUCCAACCUCC
Echinops telfairi (small Madagascar hedgehog) is the source of this 1627-nucleotide messenger RNA. It is a transcript of the gene ZP1, whose product is annotated as zona pellucida glycoprotein 1. Gene Ontology annotation, molecular function: structural constituent of egg coat; acrosin binding. Gene Ontology annotation, biological process: binding of sperm to zona pellucida; prevention of polyspermy. Gene Ontology annotation, cellular component: egg coat. The coding region runs from base 33 to 1595 and encodes 520 amino acids. Lineage: Eukaryota; Metazoa; Chordata; Mammalia; Afrosoricida; Tenrecidae. The record is from RefSeq and is a predicted model, not a curated record. The transcript has 11 exons.